This is a messenger RNA of Esox lucius (northern pike), 6443 nucleotides long. It is a transcript of the gene mical2b, whose product is annotated as microtubule associated monooxygenase, calponin and LIM domain containing 2b. The transcript is spliced from 37 exons. The record is from RefSeq and is a predicted model, not a curated record. Bases 355 to 5535 code for a protein of 1726 amino acids. NCBI's taxonomy places the organism in Eukaryota, Metazoa, Chordata, Actinopteri, Esociformes, Esocidae. Gene Ontology annotation, molecular function: protein binding; FAD binding.
ACGUCAUUACACUGAAGUACCGCCUCUAGACUUACCAGGCAUUAUGCACAGCUCCCGUUUGUCGGUGAAAAGUGAGAACAUUUCGGUCGUCAACUGACAGAUAGGUCCAACAGAAGUUGGAUACUUAAAGUUAAUUGCUCCGUGGAAACUUUGUAACGCUUGGACAAAAGUUCCUUCUGGAUAAAACAAGCCGUCUUGAUUAGGACAGCUGUCAUUUUGAAGUUCGGUUCAAUUGACAGACAUACAGUAUAACCCACUGAGAUGGCAGUUGGCUCAUAACUCCCAGGUGCCUGGAAACGCGGACGGGGAGUGGCGGACGGGGAGUGGCGGACGGGGAGUGGCGGACAGAGACCCAUGCAGAAGAUGGGUGAAACGGAGGAUGAGAGGACCGCCCAGGCAGGGCAGCUCUUUGAGAACUUCGCCCAGGCGUCCACUUGCAAGGGCACACUGCAGGCCUUCAGCAUCCUGUGUCGUCAGAUGGACCUGGACCCACUGGACUACAGGAACUUCUACAGCAACCUUAAAGCCACGGCCACAAACUGGAAGGCCAAGGCCCUCUGGACCAAACUGGACAAGAGAGCUAAUCACAAGGAGUACAGUAAAGCCAAAGCCUGCGAAGGCAUGCGGUGUCUAAUCAUCGGAGGGGGCCCGUGUGGCCUGCGCACAGCCAUUGAGCUGGCUCUGCUGGGGGCCAAGGUGGUGGUGAUGGAGAAGAGGGACACCUUCUCCCGGAACAACGUGCUACACCUUUGGCCCUACACCAUCCACGACCUCCGGGGCCUCGGAGCCAAGAAGUUCUACGGCAAGUUCUGUGCCGGAGCCAUUGACCAUAUCAGUAUUCGCCAACUCCAGCUCAUGCUGCUAAAGGUCGCCCUGAUCCUGGGAGUGGAGGUCCAUGUCAAUGUGGAUUUUGUUCAACUGCUGGAGCCACCAGAGAACCAGGAGAAUGGAGAGACUGGAUGGAGAGCAGAGAUCAGACCGUUAAACCACCCUCUCGCUGACUUUGAGUUCGAUGUGGUGAUUGGGGCAAAUGGACGCAGAAACACACUAGACGGGUUCAGGAGGAAGGAGUUUAGAGGCAAGCUGGCCAUCGCCAUCACAGCCAACUUUGUCAACCGGAACACCACCGCUGAGGCCAAAGUGGAGGAGAUCAGCGGAGUGGCCUUCAUCUUCAACCAGAAGUUCUUCCUGGAGCUCAAAGAAGAGACCGGGAUUGACCUGGAGAACAUUGUGUACUACAGAGAUAACACGCACUACUUUGUGAUGACCGCGAAGAAGCAGAGCCUGCUGGACAAGGGGGUCAUCAUUCACGAUUACAUAGAGACAGAGAAGCUGCUGGGCCAAGACAAUGUCAACCAGGAGGCCUUGCUCUCCUACGCCCGGGAGGCAGCUGACUUUGGCACCAACUACCAGCUGCCCUCUCUGGACUACGCCGUCAACCACUGCAACCAGCCCGACGUGGCCAUGUUUGACUUCACCUGCAUGUACGCCUCAGAGAACGCCGCGCUGUUCAGGGAGAAGAAUGGACACCAGCUUCUGGUGGCUUUGGUGGGGGACAGCCUUCUGGAGCCAUUCUGGCCCAUGGGGACAGGCUGUGCUAGAGGCUUCCUGGCUGCCUUUGAUACAGUGUGGAUGGUCAGAGGUUGGGCCCAGGGCAGGAACCCCCUGGAGAUCUUGGCAGAAAGGGAGAGUCUGUACCGACUGUUACCCCAGACAACCACAGAGAACAUCUCAAAGAACUUUGAUCAGUACACCAUCGACCCAGUUACGCGUUAUCCCAACCUCAACUCCAGCUGUGUCAAGCCACAUCAGGUGCGUCACCUGUUUAUAGAUGGGCAGCAGGACUCCGGUCUUCUGGAGUGUGGUGGACCCACACACAGAUCUGUGAAUCUGUCCAGACAAGAGUCUGACAUCCGUCCUAGCCGCCUCCUCUUGUGGUGUCAGAAACAGACGCAGGGCUACCGAGGCGUGGAUGUCACCAACCUCACCUCCUCCUGGAAGAACGGCCUGGCGCUCUGUGCUCUCAUACACCGCCUCCGACCAGAACUCAUUGACUUUGACUCCCUGAAUGAGGAAGACUCUGCCAAGAACAACCAGCUGGCCUUUGACAUUGUUGAGUCUGAGUUUGGAAUCCAGCCCGUGACCACGGGGAAGGAGAUGGCUGCGGACCAAGACCCAGACAAGCUGAUGAUGGUGCUGUACAUCUCAAAGUUAUACGAGAUGUUCCACAACUCGCCUGCGUCCGUCGCUGGUACAAGAGGAAUGGAUGAGAACAACGAGCAGGUCUUAUCAGAGCCUGUGAACUCCGUUUGCACCUUAUUGAAGCCAACCCAGGCCAGAAAGAGAAUCCCAAAGGAUGACAAGAAGCUGGAGGAGAACGACCCAAUGAACAAAAGGCGCAAAAAGGGCAACAACUAUUUAGAUGAGUUGUCCUGUCAGAGUGCCCCCCCUGCAGGUGAGGGUGGGGAGCAGAACAAGGUGCGCUCCAUGGCAACCCAGCUGCUGGCCAAGUUUGAGGAGAGCGCAGCUCCUGGAGGUGCCCCUCGCAGUAAGUCUGAUUGGGACUCAGGCUGUGACUCAGGCCGUUCGCCAUCUCCUCCGAUAAUGACGGAGAGCCUUCGCUUCGCUAAGCCCAAGGAGCAGCCUCCUCCCCCAUCUCCCCCCCCAGCCCCGAAGUGGCAGCCGUCCGUCUACAUACGACUCUUAGAAGGGCCUGGGGCCAUGGCACAACCCGCUCCCCUGUCUGUUCCCGUGGCGCUCCGGACUCCACCGGAGGAGCAAACUCUGGCCUCUCCGCGCACCGACUUUGUGCGACAGAGAGUGUGGAUUCCGCAAACUGAGAGGCCAGACGAUGCAGAUUACCCAGAGUGCCCCUUUCCUGACCCCAUAGGAAUGGGCAUGUGCCCAGAGAAACUGGAGGAGAAGCUGACCCAGAAGAAAGCACAAAGCCUAACAACUAGGGAGUUUAACAGAAAGAGUAUAAAGGAGAGGGCAAUUCUCCUGUCUUCUAUGUUCCCUGGGGCCGACACUCCUCCAGUCAAAGAGUCCAAGACAUGUCAAUUUAGUUCAGCUCCGCACCCAUCUCCCACUGUCUCUAAACCUCUGUCCACUCCAAUCCACCCUGCACUUGAACCCUCUGCGUUUCCCGGCUUCUCUUCUCUUGCCCCAGCGUCUGCUGUGCCCCAUGACAAGUUCAAAGGAAAUGCCGAACCAAGUCCAAUUAUUAACAGAAUGAUUGUACGAUCUGAAAGUUGUCCAGCUGAACCCUCAAAGCCUGCCAAACAGCGGACAGUUGGGAAGGUGUCCUCUGCAAUAGGUGCUAGGGCUGAAACUCUAGCCAUCCUCUAUGAAUCUGACCACAGGCCGAAUGCCUCACCGGGUUUUUCACCACAUCAGGUCAUCAAGUCUAAAGCGUGUGUCGUGCGGAAGGAGUUCCCGCAGAACCUGGGAGGCAGCGACACGUGUCACCACUGCUCCAAGCGUGUGUACGUGGUGGAGCGCUUCAGCGUGGAGGGCUACUUCUUCCACAGGGAGUGUUUCCGCUGUGACGUCUGCGGCUCCACGUUGCGUUUGGGGGGACACGCCUACGACUCCCAACUAGGUAAGUUUUACUGCAAGCUUCACUACUCACAGCGUCGACCCAGCCUUCAAAGUUCAAGCAGGUUCCAGAGGAGAACGGAGGACGCGGGAUGUCCGACGCCUUCGCUGGACGGGAGCGACCCGUACUCGGCCACCAGCAGCCUGCAGAGCCAGCCCUCAGGACAUCACUAUAAAUACACAGGCCUAAUGAAUGGAGUGUCCAGCCGUACGGUACCUGAGCUGGCGGAGGAACCCUCGGACACAGUGGACCUGGGCAUACAGGGCUCCAACAGGAUUGCUGACUUGAAGAAACAGGACCACUCCGAUACCUCUUCCCCACCACAAGACUCAGCACAGAAGAAGAAAGAAUGUUCCGGUUCCAUGUCAUCCCUCCUUUCUGAAGAAAGCCGAUGGAGGAGGAAGAUCCGUUCAGCUCUGCCCCUUAUCCUGGUGAAGCACUUCUCACGUGAACAAGCUGCCAAAAAUGAGGCACCCACAUUUGAAGAGGCAAACUCUGAUUUUGAAGAGAUUGAACCGCAGCAGGUCUCCCACGAUGGUUCUGAAACCCCUGGAGAUUCUCAGAAUCCACAGACAACUAAAGAACAGUUUCCUGUCACUAAAACCCACCAGCAAGUGGAAGCAGUCAGCUCUUCUUGCCCAAAGAAGAGGCUGACCCUGUCCCUGUCUGAGAAAGAGAAGCUCCUUGACUGGAACCUGGGUCCUCCAGAGGAGGCUCAUGGGGCUGCGGAAGGACGCCCGUCUAGACAAAGCCAACCGAGGGAACAGACCCCGCCGAAGGACCUGUUGUCUCAGGUAGAGCCAGAGGCAGAACCUGUCCCAGCUCAGGCCCAGCCGUCUCCAUCUGCAUUCCAGGUGUGGGCCAACGCCUUCAGGAGGUCUCUGGGGCUGACUGGGACAACAACACAGCCGGGUGCCGCUGUCACCAGGAGGAGCCACAAUGGGCCCGCAAAGCCCCGGCCUCUGUCUGAGGGAGCCUUCAGCUUUGGUUCUCUGUUCGGGGCUCCUGUCCAAAGCCAGGAGGCCGGAACAGCAGGAGUGGAGCGGGAGGGCCAGCCGACCCCAUGCCCUCACAAGGCAUCCACGGGUGACAAAUUGUCAAACCUGCCUAAACUCCUGGAGCAUGUGUCCCUCGGCAGCGACAAGCCUGCCGAAUCCACCAGAGACGACGUGGCCUCACUGCCGCCCAGGAAGCUGAACUUCUUCUCUUCCCUGAGGCUGAAGAAGAAAGAGGGGCCUGAGAGCGUGAGAGCGGGAGGUCAGGGGAAGGACAUCAGGACCAUCCUGUCCAACAUCAGGAACAAAGCCUCCCCAGAACAGCAGAAAGACUCCUCCAACUCCUCAAGUGACGAAGAGCACAUCCCAGCUAAACAGAAGUCCCGAGGGAGCUUGGAGCGGCGCAUGAGGAGGAGACAGGAGAACACCGUGAUACAACUGGCCAAGAGAGAGCAGCUGAAGAGACUCCACCGAGCUCAGGUUAUCCAGAGGCAGUUGGAGGAGGUGGGUGAGAAGCAGAGAGACCUGGAAGAGAGAGGUGUGACCAUUGAGAAGGUCCUUCGAGGUGAAGCCCCAGACAAAGGCGAUAGUCUGUCAGAUGAACAUGAACUCCUGCAAAUGUGGUUCAAGCUGGUCCUGGAGAAGAACAGACUGGCCCGCUACGAGGAAGAGCUGGUCAUAUUCGCUCAGGAACUUGAACUGGAGGACAGGCAGAGCCGACUGCAGACGGAUUUGCGGAGCAGGAUGUCCAUAGAUGACUCCAGGAAGAGCUCCGUCGAGCUGGCCGAGGAGCAGCAGAUGCUGACUGAGAUCAUGGAGGUGGUGGAGAAGAGGGACACUCUUGUCAGCCUGCUGGAGGAGCAGCGGAUACAGGAACGGGCUGAGGACAGAGACCUGGAGAGUCUGGUGUUGUCUAGGGGCUACCAGUUCCACUGGACCUGAACAGGAGCGGCCCUCUUGGGCAAGGAGAAGGCAACGUUACUAUGCAGCCCCAAGAUGUAAAGAGACUUUAUUGUUAGCAACAGCAUUACUAGUGAUUUCAUUACUAGUGAUGUUGAAUAUGUAUUUUGAUGUUUUGAAUAUGUAUUUAUAUAUUUCUUGUCAAUUCUUACUUGAUAAUCACACUUAUUAUGGACUGGAGGGCUUGGCUUCCAGUACGCCUAGUCUCUUGCAUUCCUAGAUAACUGCGACACUUCACUGAGAACAUCUCAGAAGGUAUGAAGCCUUAUGAACUGAAGCAGUUAAAUAGAAUAAUUAAAACACUUCCUUGCAAAAGAACACCUCAGAAUAUAUGCUGCUUUUUGAACUGAAAUAAUUGAAUUAAAUAUUCAACUGCUAUCAGUUGUAACGAAAAGCACGUAGAAACCCAAAGAUUCAGCCUAUCAAAUGUUUUCCCUCUUCAAGCAAAAUGUGACAUGUAUGUGUUGGGAUGUAUGAUAUGUCUGUCUGUUGUAUCGUUGCUUUUGUGUUGAAAGAACACUGGAAAAAUAAAACGGUUUAUUGUAAAUGUAUCUGCACUUUAUAAUCCAACACAGCAUUUUGUCAGUGAAGGGAAUAGAUGUCUGUGUUUGAAAACAUCCACAGGACUUCAGGACUUUCUGCAUUUUGUAUGUAGUCAUACAUGUUGAGACUGGACCCAGUCAGUGUGAUUUCUUCACUUUAAUUCGUUAUUUUUCGUUGCUUCUUUCAAGUAAAUUAUGAUUUGGUCUAUUUGUUCCAAAAUGCUAGUUUGACAAGACGUAAGGGGUCUCUGCUGAGCACUGUUAGUGCCUAAAUGGACACUAAACUGUCGAUGUUCAUUGUAAAUAUGUUUGAGAAUUAAAAUGUGGUUGGUCAUGCUUUGACAUUUA